Molecule: messenger RNA, 186 nt
Organism: Ostreococcus lucimarinus CCE9901
Lineage: Eukaryota; Viridiplantae; Chlorophyta; Mamiellophyceae; Mamiellales; Bathycoccaceae
Exons: 1
Coding region: 1-186 (61 amino acids)
Source: RefSeq, a predicted model, not a curated record
AUGUUGGCCAAUCCCCCGAAUGGUCUCGGUUCAGCCUUCAAGAUGUACGGCGUCGCCGGUAAAGGCUGGUGCACCAUCGACAUUCACACGCAGCGCGGCGAGUGCGACCUCGUGGCGUCCGCGCACCCGAGAGUGAAGAAAGAGCGCCCCGAAAAUCUCGUCGUCGGGUCCGUCGACCGAGGCUAA